Triticum dicoccoides is the source of this 1561-nucleotide messenger RNA. Its product is annotated as peroxidase 31-like. Gene Ontology annotation, molecular function: heme binding; peroxidase activity. Gene Ontology annotation, biological process: response to oxidative stress; hydrogen peroxide catabolic process. The transcript has a single exon. The record is from RefSeq and is a predicted model, not a curated record. Bases 1 to 1194 code for a protein of 397 amino acids. Lineage: Eukaryota; Viridiplantae; Streptophyta; Magnoliopsida; Poales; Poaceae.
AUGCGCCGCCUGUCCCUCCUCCUCCUGGCCGCGGCCGCCCUCCUCGCCGCCGCGGUGGCAGGAGUGCGCGCCGGGCCGGAAAUGCCCCAAGCGGCGUCGGUGGCAGGAAUGGGCGCCGGGCCGGGAGUGCCCCAAGCGGCGGCGGCGGCGGCGGCAGGAAUGGGCGCCGGGCCGCAAGUGCCCCAAGCGGCGGCGGCAGGAGUGCUCGCCGGGCCGGGAGUGCCCCAGGCGGCGGCGGGGGCCCCGGCGGCCAAGCUGUCGCCCGAUUUCUACAGCCAGACGUGCCCACGGGCGGAGCGGAUCAUCGCGGAGGUGGUCCAGUCGAAGCAGAUGGCGAACCCGACCACCGCCGCGGGCAUGCUUCGCGUCUUCUUCCACGACUGCUUCGUGACCGGCUGCGACGCCUCCGUGCUGAUCGCGCCCACCCGCUUCGCCAAAUCCGAGAAGGACGCCGAGAUCAACCACUCCCUCCCCGGCGACGCCUUCGACGCCGUGGUGCGCUCCAAGUUGGCCCUGGAGCUGGAGUGCCCCGGCGUGGUUUCCUGCGCCGACGUCCUGGCCCUGGCGUCCAGGGUGCUGGUCACCAUGACCGGAGGCCCCAGGUACCCGGUCCCGCUGGGCCGCAAGGACUCGCUCUCCUCCAGCCCCACCGCCCCCGACGUGGAGCUCCCGCACUCCAACUUCACCGUCGGGCGCAUCCUCGAGCUCUUCCUGGCCAAGGGGUUCACGGUGCAGGAGAUGGUGGCGCUCUCCGGCGCGCACACGCUGGGCUUCUCCCACUGCCAGGAGUUCGCGUCCAGGAUCUACAACUACCGCGACAAGACCGGCAAGCCGGCGCCGUUCGACCCGACCAUGAACCCGGGCUACGCCAAGGGGCUCCAGGCCGCCUGCAAGGAGUACCUCAAGGACCCCACCAUCGCCGCCUUCAACGACGUCAUGACCCCCGGCAAGUUCGACAACAUGUACUACGUGAACAUUGAGCGCGGCCUGGGCCUGCUGAGCACCGACGAGGACAUGUGGUCGGACCUGCGCACCAGGCCCCUCGUGGAGCGCUACGCCGCCAACAACACCGCCUUCUUCGACGACUUCGCCCGCGCCAUGGAGAAGCUCAGCAUGUACGGCGUCAAGACCGGCGCCGAUGGCGAGAUCAGGCGGCGCUGCGACGCCUACAACGACGGGCCCAACACCCUGUGAUCGAUGCGCGCAUACGUUCCGCCGGCGUCGACGUCUCUGCCUACCACGAAACGUGCUGCAUCGACCAUUGCAUGCAUGCAUGCUUGUGCGCGUUGAGUUUCCACAGGGUGGCCUUGGGAUAUCUUCGGGUGCGCUCAAGGUUAUGGAUCGGGACCGGCCGGUGAAGCAAGUUUAAUUCAUUCUCGUUCGAUUGAGUUUUUCUUUUUCUUUGAGGGGUCUUGUUCGAUUGAGUAAUCUCUUUAGUUUGUGUGCGGUAAAAAAGUAAUCGACAUUGAUGUCUUAUUUGUAUUCAUUUUUUCCUCUUCUUUCGAUCAUAUAUCUUGCCUUUAAUUAAAUCAGCUUUUGGUUUUUACGUGUUCUUGAUUUA